CUCUCUGGGAGCUGCUGGGUGGUUUCACUUUCAUCUGCCCCUUGCACAGAGAGGCUCAGUCAACUGAACGGGGCUGUCGACCUGACAACACAAGCCGAAGCACCUGGAGGAGAGCAAGGCUUCAGGAAGGACGUGGCACAGAAGGCAAUGCCAAGCAUCUCCCCAAAGGAGAUUCAUCCCACCUAUGUCUACAAGGUGGUUCUGCUGGGGAGCACAUCAGUGGGAAAGUCAAGCCUGGCCUAUCGAUAUGUGAAGAAUGACUUCCGGGAGUCACUGCCAACUGUGGGAUGCUCCUUCUUCACACAGAAGCUUGACCUGGAGGCAGCCACUGUCAAUUUUGAGAUCUGGGACACAGCAGGCCAGGAGAAGUACCAGAGUGUCUGCCACCUCUACUACAGGGGUGCCCAUGCUGCUCUCCUCAUCUAUGACAUUGCUAACAAGGAAACACUCAACAGAGCAAAGCUUUGGCUGAGGGAGCUGGAGAAGGAGUUCCUUCCUGAUGAAAUAGUCAUUGCUUUGGUGGGCAACAAGGUGGACCUUGGUGCUGAGCGAGAAGUCACCACAGAGGAGGGGGAAGAGUUUGCAAGGACCAAAGGCCUGUUGUUCGUGGAGACAUCUGCAAAAUCCAACCACCAAGUAAAUGAGAUCUUCAUGGCUGUAGCCCUAGAGCUCCUGAAACGGGAACAGGAGAAGGCAUCCACCCUAUCCAGGAGGUCAACAGUGGAUCUGGGGGAAAGUGGGACAAGGACACGAUGCUGCCAACUUUGAGGAUGGGCAGCUCUGGACCUCAGCAGUGGUUGAAUGAGGUCUCCAAGAGGAGUAAUUACAAAACAGGGGGGACACAGAAGCACAGAGGCAGCUCAGCCUGACCACUCUCCCCAACAGAGCAAGGUCAGAGCUUGUUCUGGGGACACAGGGCCUCAUGAACCCUCCAGAACUGGCUUUGUCCAAGAGGUAAAGCAUGGGAGUUUCUUCCACCAGCUUUCCACUUCCAGAAAGGAGCAU
Molecule: messenger RNA, 1005 nt
Organism: Pogoniulus pusillus (Red-fronted tinkerbird)
Lineage: Eukaryota; Metazoa; Chordata; Aves; Piciformes; Lybiidae
Gene: RAB17
Product: RAB17, member RAS oncogene family
Exons: 6
Coding region: 148-768 (206 amino acids)
Cellular component (GO): Golgi apparatus; endosome
Molecular function (GO): GTP binding; GTPase activity
Source: RefSeq, a predicted model, not a curated record